AUGGGCGUGAAGUGCUUCUUCGACAUCUCCAUUGGCGGUAAGCCAGCGGGUCGCAUCGUCUUUGCCCUGUUUGAUGACGUCCCAAAGACAGUAGAGAACUUCCGUGCACUGUGCACCGGUGAGAAGGGUUUCGGAUACAAGGGCUCGAAGUUUCACCGAAUUAUUCCCGGUUUUAUGUGCCAAGGUGGUGAUUUUACUGCCGGGAAUGGUACCGGUGGCAAGAGCAUAUACGGGAGCAAAUUUGAGGAUGAAAAUUUCAAUCACAAGCACAGCAAGCCGAUGAUGCUCUCGAUGGCGAAUGCGGGUAAGAACACCAAUGGCUCGCAAUUCUUCAUCACUACCGCCGUCACCAGCUGGCUUGAUGGGAAGCAUGUUGUCUUUGGUGAGGUAGAAAGUGGCGAAGAUGUUGUUAAGGAUAUGGAGGCCGUCGGUAGCAGUAGUGGCAAGACUUCCCAAGAAGUACUGAUUACUGACUGCGGUCAGCUGUAA
This is a messenger RNA of Echinococcus granulosus, 489 nucleotides long. Its product is annotated as Peptidyl-prolyl cis-trans isomerase. The record is from RefSeq and is a predicted model, not a curated record. The coding region runs from base 1 to 489 and encodes 162 amino acids. Gene Ontology annotation, molecular function: peptidyl-prolyl cis-trans isomerase activity. The transcript is spliced from 2 exons. NCBI's taxonomy places the organism in Eukaryota, Metazoa, Platyhelminthes, Cestoda, Cyclophyllidea, Taeniidae. Gene Ontology annotation, biological process: protein peptidyl-prolyl isomerization; protein folding.